Nanorana parkeri is the source of this 483-nucleotide messenger RNA. It is a transcript of the gene KISS1, whose product is annotated as KiSS-1 metastasis-suppressor. Gene Ontology annotation, biological process: G protein-coupled receptor signaling pathway; positive regulation of cytosolic calcium ion concentration. The record is from RefSeq and is a predicted model, not a curated record. The transcript is spliced from 3 exons. Gene Ontology annotation, molecular function: kisspeptin receptor binding. NCBI's taxonomy places the organism in Eukaryota, Metazoa, Chordata, Amphibia, Anura, Dicroglossidae. Gene Ontology annotation, cellular component: neuron projection. The coding region runs from base 1 to 465 and encodes 154 amino acids.
AUGAUGAAACUCACUGCUCUUUGUCUGAUUGUUCUGAUAGUUGGAAUCAAUUUCAGACGGCCUGUGCAUACCUCCAAAGUCACAGGUAAACUAUUACACUGCAACUCACAGUGGGAUGGUUUCAGCAACAGACGCAGUGCUUCCAAUCCAGAAAUAACAGAAAUGAAUUUGGUGAACAAGAAGAAUCAGUGGACAAGUGCUUUGCCAUGCUCAGAUAAGACAGAUACUACAUGGAGGAUGAAACAGAAACCCAUAUAUGCACUUCUGUGUAGGAAGAAGAAAAUGAUCCCAGCUGAUCAGCUAUGGUCUGGUGAAUUAACCCUUCCUAAUGGCGUUAUUCCUGUACCUGAAGGCACCUUCCUGGUGGAAAGAGAGAAAGAUCUAUCAUCUUAUAACUGGAAUUCCUUUGGUCUCAGAUAUGGAAAAAGAGAAUCUGGGACAGUAAAGUCUAAAGUGAAAAUCUAGUAAUAUCAAUGGAUCGUA